GCAAAAAAUGAGUCCCAAGGUGGGAGUCCCAAGAAGGGAUGCCAGCUGCAAAAAUCAAGGAAAAGCAUAACAAACAAGUAUCCAGUGGAUGCAAAGGAAUGGAGGACACGGGUGACUGAAUGGUGGCAUAGUGGGUGGAGAAAUUAGCUAGAGGGACGGAAAGGCAGAGGGAGGUGAGGCUGGUGAGGAUGAAAAUUAGGGAACUCUAAAGCAUGGAGCUGCAAAAGGGAGGAGGUGGCAUCCUGGAGGGUUAUAAAAGGAUGGGUGAGGGUGGUGGUCGGCCUCCACCUCUGAUCUCCCCAGUGUGGGAGGAAAGUGGGAGAGCACAGAGCCAAAAGGAGAGCCUGGGGGAAAGUGGUGGAAGGCUGAUAAGGGCCUGUGUCUGAGAGAGAGGCUGUUCCUUGGGUCUGGGAGUCCCUAUCGGACUGGCGUUUCCAUCUCACCCCUACCCGCUUCCUGCCCCUGGCCAAGGCCUCCCUGGAGCUGGAAUAGAGAAGGACCAAGUCAUUCCCUUAAAGAAGCUCUGAGCAUCCAGACGUCUUUCUGCCUGCCUGUCCCCAUGCCUCUCAUCCUCCUGCUGCUCCUGUUGCCAAGCCUCUCCUAUUCCCACCCCAACUGUGAGAUCUUCAAAGGGGCCAACAAGGUGGAAGUGAACUGUGAGAAGCAGAAGCUGACAAAGUUGCCCUUGGGCCUGCCAUCAGAUGCAAAUACCAUCUACCUCAGGGAGAACCCCCUUGGUACCUUCUCCUUGGGAUCCCUGGUAUCUUUCACUCACCUCACUAAAUUGUACCUGGAUCAAAGUGAGCUGACCACACUACAGACUGAUGGGGUGCUGCCACUGCUGGGGACCCUGGAUCUAAGCCACAAUAACCUGAAAAGACUGCCCGCAUUAGGGCAGGCACUGCCUGCCCUCACCAUCCUGUACGUCUCCUUCAACAAGCUGACCUCGUUAUCUCCUGGUGUCCUGGAUGGCUUGAGCCAACUCCAAGAGCUCUACCUGCGUGGCAAUCUGCUGAAGACCCUGCCCCCUGGGCUCCUGGCGCCUACCACCCGGCUGAAGAAGCUCAGUCUGGCUGACAACAAAUUGACUGAGCUGCCCCCUGGGCUCCUAGAUGGGUUAGAUAAACUUGAUACCCUCUAUCUCCAAGGGAACAUGCUGCACAAUAUACCAAAGGGCUUCUUUGGGGACCGCCUCCUGCCAUAUGCUUUUCUCCAUGGCAACCCGUGGUUCUGUGACUGCGAGAUCCUCCAUUUCCAACGCUGGCUGAAGGACAAUGCCCAAAAUGUCUACUUGUGGAAGGAGGGUAUGGAUGUCAAGAGCACAACCUCCAAUGUGACCACUGUGCGAUGUUCCAAUAUACACGAUAUGCCUGUCUACACCUUCUCAGGAAAGGAUUGCCCAACCCUGGGUGAUGGGGAUAAUACAGACAUCUAUGAUGACUAUGAAGAAGAGGACCUUAAGGAUGGUAAGGUGCAUGCCACAUGGAGUGUGGUCAAGAUCUCUACCAACACCAAAGCCCAUACCACCCGGUGGGGUCUGCUCUACUCAGAGUCUACUACUCCUCUCUACAGCCAAGUGCUCUUCUCGUCUCCAACCCAAGAAUACACUAAGGAACAGACCACAUUUCCAACCAGAUGGAUUCCAGGUUCUAACACAUUCCCAACUACCAUAGAAUCCAUCAUGUUUUCCAAAACUCCAAAACCCACUACUAAAACUACCACAAUCCCGACCGCCCAAGAGACCACCACAGUCGAGACCACCCCAGAGCCCACCAUAGCCCUGACCACCCCAGAGCCCACCAUAGCCCUGACCACCCCAGAGCCCACCACAACCAAGACCAUCCCAGAGCCCACCAGAGCCCCGACCACCGCAGAGCCCACCACAGCCCCGAGCACCCCAGAGCCCACCACAGCCCCAACCACCCCAGAGCCCACCACAGCCCUGACCACCCCAGAGCCCACCACACUCUUUAUUAAAACAGAACCAACCUCAACCUCUGCUACUUCGGAAUCCGCCACAGUAAUUACUACUGAAUUUGUCGAUCUCCCAAAGGUCCAUGGGCUGGCCGAAGGGAAUUGGGAUAGCUCCAGAAAAGACCUUUUUCUCAACCCUGACUUUUGCUGCCUCCUUUCCCUGGCCUUCUACAUCUUGGGUAUCCUCUGGCUCCUGAUUGCCUCUGUUGUCCUUAUCCUGCUGCUGACCUGGGUCCAGCAUGUGAAGCCCCAGGUCCUGCACUCUGGCCAACCUGUUGCCCUGGCCCCAGCCACACAAACCACACACCUGGAGGUGCAGAAGGGAAAGCAAGUGACUGUGCCCCGGGCCUGGCUGCUCUUCCUCCAAGGGUCACUCCCUAUUUUCCGCUCCAGUCUCUUCCUGUGGGUACGGCCUAAUGGCCGUGUUGGGCCUCUGGUAGCAGGACGGCGGCCCUCAGCCCUGAGUCAUGGCCGUGGCCAGGACCUGUUGGGCACAGUGGGCAUUAGGUACUCUGGCCACAGCCUCUGAGGGUGGGAGGUUUGGGGACCCUGAGAGAAGCUCUGAUAGGCUCUGCUAUUGGAAUCUAGCUGGGGAGGGUAGGUAAGGAGCACAGGUUCACGGGGAGGUCUUAGUUACCUUUCUUUAAUCAGAAGCCCCCUCUUCACACCACAGCCACACAAUCUCAGACCCAGCAAAUUAGGAAGGGUAGAGAUGGGAGUAGAGGGCGGGUCUUGGAACAAUGUUCCCUGUGUUGCAUGUGGGGCUGAGAGAUAACACAGUUAUUACCAACACUAUUAGGAAGAACUUUUAGGAUAAAAAUAAACAGAAUAGAGCAUGGCUCCCACAUGCACCCAUGCAGAGGAAAUUCGGAAAGGACUUUGUGAAAAUGUGACCACUGAUUGCUUCUGGGUUUUCAAUAUGGGUAGUUUAAUUUUCAUUUUCUCUGCUUAGCAUUUUCUAGUUUCCUAUCACUACUGUAUAUUAUUUGUAUAAUAAAAAAAAAAUUAGCUUUUUCUUUUUUUUUAAUUGCUAGAGGCAUGCACUUG
This is a messenger RNA of Tupaia belangeri chinensis (Chinese tree shrew), 3021 nucleotides long. RefSeq names its product glycoprotein Ib platelet subunit alpha (gene GP1BA). Gene Ontology annotation, cellular component: plasma membrane. Gene Ontology annotation, biological process: long-term memory. Gene Ontology annotation, molecular function: protein binding. Lineage: Eukaryota; Metazoa; Chordata; Mammalia; Scandentia; Tupaiidae. The coding region runs from base 560 to 2503 and encodes 647 amino acids. The record is from RefSeq and is a predicted model, not a curated record. The transcript has 2 exons.